UACAUCACACUUUUACUGUACAUCAAGGCUCAGCUAGGUAGGAAACCUUGGCAUCUGUGUAGCAAAGUAUUUUAUUUCCUUGGAACCUCCUCACUAGCGACUAACAUUUGUUUCUGAAAAAAAAUACGAGUACAAAUUCUCCCCUUCCCCUAUGAUCGGUGAGUUUUGAAUGCUGGAGCUGAGUUACCGUGAUCGACCCCCCUGUUGUAAAUUUUACCCUGCGUUACGUUGAAAAAAAGGCGUUUUUUUUUUUUUUGAAGGCUUUUCCUAACAGUUAUUUGAAGAGACUCUGACAAUAUUUGGCCCCAAGCCCGCCAUGAAAAAUGUGCCCCACAGCAGAUCCCUACUGACCUAAUUGUGACUGUGCUGAAAGCUGUGUCUGAGUGCAGAAACCAAGUAAGUUUUCACAAACACUGAAUGGAAUUCCUUCUUCAAACACAGUCAGCAGUGGAAUGGACCCCUUCCAUGCCUGCAGUAUUCUUCAACAGCUUAAAACGAUGUAUGACGAAGGACAACUGACAGAUAUUGUGGUGGAAGUGGAUCAUGGGAAAACAUUCUCCUGUCAUAGGAAUGUUCUUGCUGCAAUCAGUCCUUAUUUCAGAUCUAUGUUCACUAGCGGCCUUACAGAGAGUACCCAGAAAGAAGUUCGUAUAGUUGGUGUUGAAGCAGAGUCAAUGCAUUUAGUAUUGAACUAUGCAUAUACCUCCAGAGUAAUGCUGACAGAGGCCAACGUUCAAGCUUUGUUCACUGCAGCUAGUAUCUUCCAGAUCCCUUCCAUACAAGACCAGUGUGCUAAAUAUAUGAUCAGUCAUUUGGACCCACAGAACUCCAUUGGGGUGUUUAUCUUUGCUGAUCACUAUGGUCAUCAGGAACUCAAAGACAGAUCACAAGACUACAUUCGUAAAAAGUUUCUGAGUGUCACCAAAGAGCAAGAGUUUCUUCAGUUGAGAAAAGACCAACUCAUAAGUAUACUCGACAGUGAUGAUUUAAAUGUAGACAAAGAAGAACAUGUUUAUGACAGCAUUAUAAGGUGGUUUGAGCAUGAACAAAAUAAGAGAGAAGUGCACCUUCCAGAAAUAUUUGCCAAAUGCAUCCGUAUGCCUCUGUUGGAAGAGACAUUUUUAGAGAAAAUCCCUCCCGUGUUUGCACAGGCUAUGGCCAAAAGCUGUGUACAAAAGGGACAACAUAGUGCCAAUGGCUAUACACAACGGCUUGGAAUGACUGCUUCUGAAAUGAUCAUAUGCUUUGAUGCUGCCCACAAACACUCAGGAAAGAAGCAAACAGUGCCUUGUUUAGAUUCGGUCACAGGGAGAGUGUUUAAACUAUGCAAGCCACCAAAUGACUUGAGGGAGGUUGGAAUUCUUGUAUCUCCUGAUAACGAUAUUUAUAUUGCGGGUGGUUACAGACCAAGCAGCAGCGAGGUCUCCAUUGACCACAGAGCAGAGAGUGAUUUCUGGAUGUAUGAUCACUCUGGCAAUAGGUGGAUCCCGAAAGCUCCUUUGUUGCGAGCCAGAAUAGGCUGCAAAUUGGUUCAUUGCUGUGGUAAACUGUAUGCAAUAGGUGGUCGUGUUUAUGAAGGAGAUGGGCGAAACUCUCUCAAGUCUGUGGAGUGUUAUGACAGCCGGGAGAACUGUUGGACAGCUGUCUGUCCAAUGCCGGUAGCAAUGGAGUUUCAUAGUGCUGUGGAAUAUAAGGAUAACAUCUAUGUUUUACAGGGAGAAUUUUUUCUCUGCUAUGAUCCUCAGAAGGAUUACUGGGGGUUUUUGACCCCAAUGACUGUGCCUAGAAUCCAAGGCUUGGCAACUGUGUACAAUGACUCCAUCUACUACAUAGCUGGAACCUGUGGAAACCAUCAACGUAUGUUUACCGUAGAGGCCUAUGACAUUGAACAAAAUAAGUGGACUCGAAAAAAAGACUUCCCGUGUGAUCAAUCCAUUAAUCCAUACAUAAAACUCGUACUCCUCAAAAAUAAACUCCACCUGUUUGUCAGAGCUACUCAAGUCACUGUUGAAGAACACGUUUUCAGAACCAGCAGGAAGAAUUCGCUCUAUCAGUAUGAUGAGGCUACCGACCAAUGGCAGAAAGUAUAUGAGACUCCAGAUAGGCUCUGGGAUUUAGGCCGGCAUUUUGAAUGUGUUGUUGCUAAGUUGUAUCCGCAGUGUCUUCAGAAAGUUAUUUAAUUUUUUUUUCAGUAACAGGCCUUAGUGCUUUCAGUGGUAAUCUGAUGCUAGAGAAAACAUGUCUUAAAAGAAAACAAAGAAAUUCAGUAUUUAUUGUAAGCUGAAACAGGUUGUUUUUUUUUUGUAUGUGGGGAUGGGUGCUCUUUAAAGGUUGCAGUCUGGGGAGGGAAUUACUGGUUCAGUUUCAUAUUUACUGAUAUUUUCCUGGGAAAUGAGAAGGAGGUUACAAAGUGCAAUUAUUAGCAUUUUUUUCUGGUAAACACUUAAUCAUGUCAUACUUGAGGGGUGUUUUUGUGGUAAGAGCAAAUUAAGUGGAAGAGCCAGGAUAACUAUGCACUACAGUGAAAGAAAAUCUAGCAUUAGUAGCUAAGGAUGUCCAAGCUGUUUUGAAGUGACUUUUCUUUUUUCUCUUUUUUUUAAAUACGGGUAAAAUUUGAGGCAAUAUCACUAAGUUGUGUUUUUUUUUUUUUAAUUUUAGAUUGAAAUUACAUAGAGGAAUGUUAGAUCCUGAUUCAUAAUGAUCUUUUUUUUUUGUACUGCUUUUGAAGUCUUCUAAAAUGUUUGUAAUGUUUGUGCACUACAGUUUGGGAGAAAAACUCAAGCCAGAGUUGGAACAUGGAGUACCUUUGCCCUGGAAGGAGGCCUGUUCAGUUUGCUGUACCACUUCCGUCUGUGGAUUUUUGUUGAAAUUGAGCUUAAAGAUAUCGAAAACAAAUCCCAACACCUCUUUUUCUGCCACUUAGGUGUAGUGCUGCAAGAAAAAAAAAAAAAAACAUUUUUAACACUGCUUAAAAUCUUUUUUCAUCCCAUAAAGGGCUUUAACCCAAAAGUUGAUGGUGCUAGUACAUUUUUAAUACUUGUUUGUCUGAAAUGGGCUAACCUUAUGCUACUGUUUAAGACAGCCUGUUAUUUUUCAUGGAGUGUGUGUCUGUUUUCAGGCCUUGUUCUGUCAUCAUAUUGUCUUUUUUAACAUAACAUUUUUACUGUAGUGGUAUUCUUGCACAGAUUGGUGACAGGAUAUGGCCUUAAUAAUAUCGAAGUUUUUUUGUGGAGUGUUCAUUUUGUCUCCACUAAAGUGCAGUGCUAUGUGCAGUGUUAGCAUGUGCUCCAGUAACUUUAAAAUGUGUGGCUUAACUUUACACAUCAUCUUUUUCUUCCUGUGAUCAAGCCCUCAGAUACCUUCUAAUUCAUUCUGAUCUAUAAUGUGAAAACUUGCACUACUGAGCUGUCUUCGUUACCCAGUGUAUUAAAGAAAAAUUGACAGUAAGUGUCCAUGGCUUAAUCUUAGAUGCUAAUUUAGUAUAGGGAUUCAAUAUAUUGCAACAUUUUUCUCUAUGUAUUAAACAUUUAGCUUACUUUUGCAGAAGUAAAAAAUUUCCAAGUUCGGCCUCUACUUCAGUAGUUGAAAACUGGAUGGAAAAGGGAAAAGAGGAAUCCUAAAACUUAUCGGCUAUAAUUUUCCAGGUUUGAUUUGCUACUGGUCUAACUUUUUCCAGAGCUAGAGGUGUGCGUUAUCUUACUCUUUCCUAUUUUCUCAAAUUGACCGCAGUAAACCAGUUAACUUGAAAUGGCAGUGUCCACUGCUGGCUGUAAGUUCUUACUAUUAUCUGGCUUAGCAGCUGAUAUUUGAGUAAGCCAAAUAUUUAGCUCCUUAAUGUUUAUCCCCCUGGCAUGGCUGAGGAUUUGGAUAAUGUUCAUUUGCCAUGUGGUUUGUCUGUUCACGAAUGGAACCUUUGAUUUACAGAAAUACUCGCCUGGUUCUGUUUCUUAAUUCUUGCACAAAAUGUUAGAAAGGCAAAAACAAAACAACAACAAAACUGUGAAAUGAAAAGGAUAAAAAAAAAUGCCUCUUUGCAUUACAUACCUCAUCUUCCAGAGAUUUACCAAACCGCUUCUUUCAAAUGCGAGCGCCUGAUUUUUUUUUUUCUGAAAUAAAGUUGAAGUCGACAAUACUUGCUAAGGCUGCAUUAUACACCAGCGUAGAGGUGUGUUGUUUCUUUGUUUAGUUUUCUUCUGGAUACUGUUUUAUAUAUAUCCAUAGCCAAGAAUAAGAGCUUUUUUUUAAGUUCAACUAAUUUCAUUUUUCAAGUUAUCCUUAGUCCUUGGCUAGCUCUUUGCGCUGUUGUAGGACUCUAGCUGCAAGCUUUCUGAAGCACCCUCCCUAACAGUGUUGCAUUUGUGUGUAAAACCAUUCUUUUGCAAAGUGUUAUGUAACUUUUUUUUUUUAAGCUUGGUUGAAUAUUUACAAGACUUCUUGCUGCUUUUUGACAAUCUUCUAUAUUUAUUUAGUAGAACAAAUUUCAAUAUAUUACUUGAAACUAUGAAAUAGAAUUGAGUUAGCAAUUGACUGGUCAUGUGAUGUGUAGAAGUACAAUAUGCUGUGGUUAAUUCUGCAGUAGGUUUGUUAAUUUUGUUUAUCUGCACUAAAGUACGAAGAUCUCCAUUCUGUUUAACCAUUCAAACUGAGGGAGUGAUCCAAGUCAGUAAUGUGUUUUUUUAAAAAGCUAAAUCCUGGAACUUGCUGUGGGAGUAGAAUAUACUGAAUCUUUUGCAUGAGGAGUUCGUUGAGACAGUAACGUAGCUGUGAGAUUUUGCCAAUUCUUAAAUGCUUCUACAUUUUGCUGAAAGUCAGAUUCCUGGUAAAGUUUUUGCUUUAGAGUCAAGCUUAAGUAAACUUGCACAGCACAGAAAAAAAAAAAUAAUUGCACCAAAGGUACUGAUAAUAUUUAAACAGUAACCUAUACGUUUUCCCCACUUAGUAUUUUUCUGCGUUCAUUUACUGCCCUUUUAUUAAAUUAAUUUCUAGCAUUGUAAGGAUUUAAAUAAGCGUGAAUCUCUUUCAGAAUUAUUAAUUACUUUAGAAGGACGCAUUUUGUAAUUUCCACUUGAUUCUAUCAGUAAAACUUAGGCUAACUAAAAGCAAUUUUGGUGCACCAAACAUGCAGUGUUUGUAUGUUCUACAAGAAACUGAAGAGCUCCCUGUUCGUAAGGCUGUUUAGAAAUGGCAUCCAACAUUCAGUGCUCAGGUAUGUUAGUAAGAAGUACUGUAGUCCUAUGAGGGCAAAUGUGUGGAUUUUUAAACAUUUUGCCAUAAUUGCACAAUUUUGCAUUUUUACUUAAUGUCAUGUUAUGUUUCUUAAAAUAAACCUAUU
Messenger RNA from Cygnus olor (mute swan), 5332 nucleotides. RefSeq names its product kelch repeat and BTB domain containing 8 (gene KBTBD8). Bases 453 to 2180 code for a protein of 575 amino acids. The record is from RefSeq and is a predicted model, not a curated record. The transcript is spliced from 4 exons. Gene Ontology annotation, biological process: neural crest cell development. NCBI's taxonomy places the organism in Eukaryota, Metazoa, Chordata, Aves, Anseriformes, Anatidae. Gene Ontology annotation, molecular function: protein binding.